GCAGAGCCCACCCCGGAGUCCUGCCCGAUGCACCACAACCCCCUCAGCCUCUUCUGCGAGGCCGACCGAGAGGUGAUCUGCGGGCUGUGCGGCACCAUCGGCGACCACCGCCAGCACCAGAUCACCCCCCUCUCUACCGCCUACUGCCGGAUGAAGGAGGAGCUGUCUGUGCUGCUGACUGAUGUCCACCAGUACAAGCGGAACCUGGAUGAACAAUUCAGCAAGCUCAUCAACAACAAAAGCCGCAUCGCGAACGAGGCAGAUGUCUUCAAGUGGGUGAUCCGGAAGGAGUUCCAGGAGCUGCACAAGUACAUCGAUGAGGAGAAGGCCACCUUCCUGGAGAGCAUCGAGGGGAAGGCAGCCCAGCUCAUCACCUCCAUUGAGUCCCAGGUCAAGCAGACAUCAGACGCCCUGCAGAGGCUGAAGGAGAUGCAGAGCUCUCUAGAGGCACUCAGCAAUGAAAACCAGCUUGAUUUCAUCCGGAAAUACGGCUCCUCCCAGUUCAGGUCAGAGCUCCCCAGCCUGCACCCCAGCGACGGCAUCUUUAGCCCCGUGUCCUUCAAGCCUUGCUUCCACCAAGACGACAUCAAGAUGACCGUGUGGAAGCGCCUGCACCGCCGCGUCCUACCAGGUACUCACCUGCCCCGCCGGCUGCCCUGGCUCGCUGGUGCCUGGGACAGGUUGCCCAGCCGGCGUCGUGCUGCCCUGGCCUCUCUAGCUCUCUGCUUGGGCGCUCCUCACCCCCAGGAGAUGCUCCUGGAGCGGUGUCUCCUGCUGGUAGCGGCCUCCAGGGUCUGCGAGACCCCUGCCUGGUGGUGUGCCUGGAGCCUCCGUGCUUUCCUUCCAGCUCCAGAGACGCUGAAACUGGACCCAGUGACAGCGCAUCCCCUCCUGGAGCUCUUCAAGGGCGACACGGUGGUGCAGUGCGGGCUCUACCAGCGCCGGGACAGCAACCCCAAACGUUUCGACUCCAGCAACUGCAUCCUCACCUGCAAGGGCUUCUCCUGCGGCCAGCACUACUGGGAGGUGAUCGUGGGCACCAGGAACCACUGGCGCGUGGGCCUCAUCAAGGGCACCGUCAGCCGCAAAGGGAAGCUCAGCAAGUCGCCCGAAAACGGCGUGUGGCUCAUCGGCCUGAAGGAGGGGAAGGUCUACGAGGCCUUCAGCACCCCACGGGCCACCCUGCCGCUGACCAGCCGGCCCCAGCGCAUCGGCCUCUACCUGCACUACGAGAAGGGCGAGCUGACCUUCUACAACGCCGACAACCCCGACGAGCUCAGCGCCAUCUACACCUUCCAGGCGGAGUUCCAGGGUCAGCUCUACCCCAUCAUGGACCUGUGCUGGCCGGAGCGAGGGCCUUACUCGCCCCCUAUCAUCCUGCCCGCGCCGACUCCCAACCGGCACCCCCGGGCACCGUCCAACCAUCCCGGCCCAGAGGAACCCACCAAGCUGUAG
Messenger RNA from Leptosomus discolor (cuckoo roller), 1455 nucleotides. Lineage: Eukaryota; Metazoa; Chordata; Aves; Leptosomiformes; Leptosomidae. The record is from RefSeq and is a predicted model, not a curated record.